AUGGCAAGCAUCAAACUUUGGUUCUCCCCUGGCGCAUGCUCUCUCGCUCCUCACAUCCUCCUCCACGAGGCCGGGAUGCCCUUUGAAACUAUCACCUUGAGCGUCAAGGCCGGAUUCCCUGAGGAAUUUCGGCAUCUAAACCCGAAGAUGCGAGUGCCCGUUCUUUCGCUCAAUGGACACGUGAUCACCGAAAACCCAGCCAUUAUGACUGCCAUCUCUCAACUGGCUCCGGAAAAGCAUCUCAUGGGCAAGACGGACCUGGAUAAAGUCCGUGUCUACGAAUGGAUGAAUUAUAUCUCUGGAACCCUCCACGGACAAGCAUUCGGCGGCCUGUUGAGGCCGCACAGGUUCUCCGACGAUCCCAGCACAUACAAUUCUAUCAAAGAAAAGUCGGUGAAGACCAUCGCCGAGUGCUUCAACCACAUUGAACAGAACCUAUCUGGUGUCCAUGCUGUCGGGGAUGACUUUACUGCCGUGGAUGCCUUUCUGCUCGUCUUCUAUCGAUGGGUGGCGAGAUUUAACUGGGAUCUCCAAGGGCAAUACCCGAAAUACACCAAGUUGGUGGUGGAGGUGGUGAAACGAAAAGCUGUGCAAGACGCUCUUGCGGCGGAGGGAGUGGACUCGCUUGUUCCGAAAAUAUAA
Rhinocladiella mackenziei CBS 650.93 is the source of this 642-nucleotide messenger RNA. RefSeq lists its product as uncharacterized. The record is from RefSeq and is a predicted model, not a curated record. Lineage: Eukaryota; Fungi; Ascomycota; Eurotiomycetes; Chaetothyriales; Herpotrichiellaceae. Bases 1 to 642 code for a protein of 213 amino acids. The transcript has a single exon.